CGGCUAGCAAGGAUGACGAAAAUGGCGGACGGCGGAUCAUCGGUCGAAAUUGUCGAGGGUUGUCGCCUUCCCGUUCUUCGUAAGAACCAGGAACACGAAGACGAGUGGCGAAGAGAGACGAGUGCACAUCAAAAAAUGGAUGGCAUCAAAAGAAAAGACCAUUAUGUGGAAAUACCAAAGCAACAUCUCUAGACAGAGCCAGGAAGUUGAAAGCUAGGGCGCAAAUGGGUCUUGUACACACUGUGUAUUUUAUUUAAACUUCUCUCUCGUUGUCUAGCAUUGGCUGAGAUUUUAAGUGUGAAAGAAGUGUCGGGAAGAAAGCUCUACUAUGUUCACUACAUUGACUUCAAUAAACGUCUGGAUGAGUGGGUCACAGCAGACAGGCUGGACAUGAAGAAACUCCAGUUUCCAAAAAAGGAAGCUAAAACUCCAACUAAGAAUGGGCUUCCAGGCUCCCGGCCCAGUUCACCUGAAUUGAGGAAGAGUCUAGAUCUCAACCUACAAUCUGCCACAGCUCCUUCCAGAGGCAAAACCCUCCCCACUCCGAAGAGAAAAGUGGAGCCGGUCCCUCUGGUACCGCAGGUGCCGCCUGCCCCCCCUGUGCCCUCCCUGCCAGCUUCAACUGAGGCUUCUCCGGCAGCUGUUUACCCCGCUGUGAGAGAGACCAACACCUUCAAGACCCGAGAAGACCAUGACCAGAUAUCUUCCCUCACGACAAAUGGCACUGCUCGAAGGCUCAUCCCCUCUCAACCCGGCAGGAAAAGGAAAGCCAAUUGUGGACCCACAGAUGAGAUGAUAAAGGUUUUGCAGUAUAACAAGCCUCAAAGUGCCAGUGUCUUUCUACCACCGCCAGAGGAUUCACAGGACAGUUCUGAUGGCAUCCCUUCUGCACCCCGUAUGACAGGCAGUCUGGUGUCGGAUCGCAGCCACGACGACAUCGUCACCCGAAUGAAAAACAUUGAGUGUAUAGAACUCGGUCGUCACCGGCUGAAGCCGUGGUACUUUUCUCCAUACCCACAGGAACUUACGUCACUGCCCAUUCUCUACCUCUGUGAAUUCUGCCUCAAGUACCUCAAAAGUCUAAAGUGUCUCCAGAGACAUUUGACAAAAUGUAACCUCAGACAUCCUCCAGGCAACGAGAUCUACCGCAAAGGGACCAUCUCAUUCUUUGAGAUUGAUGGCAGAAAAAAUAAAAAUUAUUCCCAGAACUUGUGUUUACUUGCGAAGUGUUUCCUGGACCACAAAACAUUGUACUACGACACAGACCCUUUCCUGUUCUAUGUAAUGACAGAAUAUGACUCCAAAGGCUUCCAUAUAGUUGGAUACUUCUCAAAGGAAAAAGAGUCAACUGAGGAUUAUAAUGUGGCUUGUAUCCUGACAUUGCCUCCUUAUCAGCGGAGAGGUUAUGGGAAACUGCUCAUCGAGUUUAGUUACGAGCUGUCCAAGGUUGAGGGAAAGACGGGCACGCCAGAGAAGCCCCUCUCGGACCUCGGCCUGUUGUCUUAUCGCUCCUACUGGUCACAGACCAUUUUGGAGAUUCUCAUGGACCUGAAACCUGACAAUGGCGAGAGGCCCCAGAUUACCAUCAAUGAGAUCAGUGAGAUCACAAGUGUUAAGAAAGAAGAUGUUAUUUCAACACUGCAGUACCUCAAUCUGAUCAACUAUUAUAAGGGCCAGUACAUCCUGACACUGUCAGAGGACAUUGUGGAUGGACACGAAAGAGCCAUGCAGAAGAGACACACCCGUAUAGAUCCAAAAUGUCUUCAUUUCACACCCAAGGACUGGAGCAAGAGGGGCAAGUGGUAAAUUCUCUCCAUUUGGAGAGAAGAUGUCGAGCUGGGAUCAAAGUGGACAAGAGAGGACAAGUUGAAAAUAUACCUGCAUAGGUUUUUAUUGUGACUGUUCUAUACUGUAUAAUGGGAAUCUAAAAUGUAGAGACAUGAACAAUGACUUCUGCAAAACCUUCAAAACUCCCUCUGCUGUGUACAUACCUUCACCAAACUAAGAAGUGUCUACAAUUCAUACACAGUGUGAAAUAAUGUACUGUACAUCAAAUUACAAACUUGCUCAGUAUCUAAUGUGAGGGAAGUUCUGGAUACGAAUUUUUGAAAUGACUUUCAUGAAUGGAAUGAAUUUCUUAGUGGGGCAGCAGCAUCCAUACCACCUGACCUCCUUCUAAAAGGAAAUCCAUGCAUUUUGUGAGCUGCUUAUUCUCAUGAAGGUCACAAGAGUCAAUCCCAGCUGUCAUCAGGCAGGAGGCAGGGUAGAUCCUGAACUGGUUGCCAGCCAAUCGCAGAGCACAUGGAGACAGACAACAGUCACACUCACAGCCACACCUAUGGACAAGUUAGAGUGUGCAAUUAAUGCAUGUUUUUAGGAUGUGGGAGGAAAUCACGCAAGCACUGGGAGAACAUGCUAACUCUACACAGGCAGAUUGGGAUUGAACCCGGGUCCUCAGAACUGUGAGGCCAACACUUUCCACCUGGUCUACUGUCCCGCCUCUAAAAAGAAAUGUUUUAACCAAUUGAAAAUUCAGCAUUCUUCUGAGGCUCAUUCCUUGAGUGUGCAACAAAAUCAUGUGCCACAUUUCUCGAACUUUUCUCCAUGUGUUCAGCCUUCAAAUCAUCUCGGCACCUUAUGUUGUUUAGGAAUUCUUCAGGCAUAUUUGUUCUUGAAUUCCCACUUAUGAUGGCUAUUUUAGAUGUCUCAGAAGUUAAGAAAUUAUUUGCUGGAGGCUGUCUCAACUGUACAUAUACAGUGAAGAAAAUAAGUAUUUGAACACCCUGCUAUAUUGCAAGUUCUCCCACUUGGAAAUCAUGGAAGGGUCUGAAAUUUUCAUCGUAGGUGCCUGUCCACUCUGAGAGAGAGAAUCUAAAAAGAAAAAUCCAGAAAUCACAAUGUAUGAUUUUUUUUUUUUUUUUUUUUUUUUUAAUUAUUCAUUUGUGUGAUACAGCUGCAAAUAGGUAUUGGAGCACCCGAGAAACCCAAUGUUAAUAUUUGGUACAGUAGCUUUUAUUUGCAAUUACAGAGGUCAAACAUUUCCUGUAGUUGUUCACCAGGUUUGCACACUGGAGGAGGGAUUUUGGUCCACUCCUCCACACAGAUCUUCUCUAGAUCAGACAGGUUUCUGGGCUGUCGCUGAGAAAUGCAGAGUUUCAGCUCCCUCCAAAGAUUUGAUAUUGGGUUUAUGUCAGGAGACUGGCUAAGCCACGGCAGAAUCUUGAUAUGCUUUUUACGAAGCCACUCCUUGGUUUUCCCGGCUGUGUGCUUCGGGUCAUUGCCAUGUUGAAAGACCCAGCCACGACCCAUCUUCAAUGCUCGGACUGAGGGAAAGAGGGUGUUCCCCAAAAUUUCACAAUACAUGGCCGCAGUCAUCCUCUCCUUCAUACAUACCAGUCGUCUUGUCCCAUGUGCAGAAAAACAACCCCAAAGCAUGAUGCCUCCAUGCUUUACAGUAGGGAUAGUGUUUUUGGGAUGGAACUCAUCAUUCGUUUUCCUCCAAACACGGUAAGUGGAGUUGUAACCAAAAAGUCCCAUUUUGGUCUCAUGUGACCACAAAACCUUCUCCCAUGACUCCUCUGUAUCAUCCAAAUGGUCAUUGGCAAACUUAAGACGGGCCUUGACAUGUGUUGGUUGAAGCAGGGGAAGCUUCCGUGCCAUGCAUGAUUUCAAACCAUGACCUUUUCGUGUAUUACCAAGAGUCACCUUGGAAACGGUGGUCCCAGCUCUUUUCAGGUCAUUGACCAAGUCCUGUCGCGUAGUCCUGGGCUGAUUCCUCACCUUUUUAAGGAUCAUUGAGACCCCACAAGGUGAUAUCUUGCAUGGGGCUCGACUCCGAUUGAGAUUGACUGUCAUGUUUAGCUUCUUCCACUUUCUAAUUACUGCUCCAACAGUGGACCUUUUUUCACCAAGCUGGCAAUUUCUCCAUAGCCCUUUCCAGCCGUGUGCAGUUGUACAAUUUUGUCUCCGGUUUCUUUGGACAGCUCUUUGGUCUUGGCCAUGUUACAAGUUUGAGUCUUACUGGUGCACAGGUGUCUUAUGCAGCUACCAACCUCCCACACAGGUGCAUCUGAUUCAGGAUACAUGGAGUGGAGGUGGACUUUUUAAGGCGGACUAACAGGUCUUUGAGGGUUCGGAUUCUAGCUGAUAGACAGGUGUUCAAAUACUUAUUUGCAGCUGUAUCACACCAAUAAAUAGGUAGAAAAAUCAUACAUUGUGAUUUCUGGAUUUUUCUUUUUAGAUUCUCUCUCACAGUGGACAUGCAUCUUCGAUGAAAAUUUAAGACCCCUCCAUGAUUUCUAAAUGGGAGAACUUGCAAUAUAGCAGGGUGUUCAAAUACUUGUUUUCUUCACUGUACUUAAAGCAAAUAUAAUUUUGUGAAUUUUAAAGCACCCGUAUCGUCAAUAUUUUAUACUUCCAUAGUGGUAAAACAAUCACAUUUCCUUACAUUAAGAGUUUUAUGCAUCCCUUAUGGUGGUUAUUUCCAUCUUGAUCCAUUAUCAUUCGUUUUCAAUAUACAAUGGGAAAUAACUUCCAUGUUUUGUAACUCCAUACGAGAUUUGAUUGUAUACCUAACAAGCCAUUUGAACUGUAAAAAGUCAUGUACAUUUGUGUACAGUUGUGUGGUUGUUUUUUUGUUUUUGUUUGUUUUUUUAAGUAAACCAACUGCGCACUAGGAGAAGAGACGUGAUCUAUUAGUGUGUGAUUUAUGCCUGUCUGAAAAGUUGUUGCGUUUGCUCUUGAAACCGUGUCAGUAUAUCCCAGCGGAACAGUUUAUCAAUUGUUUCAUGGGGUUUCAAAAACGAGUUGAAAGUCUGGUUUAACGUACUUUUCCAUUUCAAUUUUACUUUAGU
Messenger RNA from Syngnathoides biaculeatus (alligator pipefish), 4853 nucleotides. RefSeq names its product histone acetyltransferase KAT5. Gene Ontology annotation, molecular function: histone acetyltransferase activity. Gene Ontology annotation, biological process: regulation of DNA-templated transcription. Lineage: Eukaryota; Metazoa; Chordata; Actinopteri; Syngnathiformes; Syngnathidae. Bases 391 to 1806 code for a protein of 471 amino acids. The record is from RefSeq and is a predicted model, not a curated record. The transcript is spliced from 15 exons.